CUCCCGAGGGGGUGGGGGGAAUGGCGCGCGCUCCCGACGGCCAGCGGGCGGCGCGCGCGGGCACGGGCUCGCUCCCGGAGGGCAGGUGGGGGCGGGGAGCGGCCCCCGGGUUGCGCUGGCCAGUGCGGCCUGGGCCGUGAGGUCGACGCCUGUGCUUGCAGCGGCCGAGGCCAAAGGACCCGCUGCGGCUGGGUCGCCGGAGAGGGAGGGCCCCGCUGCCGUCGCCGGCCGGCCGGUGCCCGGGCCAAAAUCAUUCCCAGGACUUGAUUUGAAUUUUCUGGUUUGAUUUUCUUGUUCCUCUUCCAAAAGCUUCUAGGCGGACUUGGGCAAGAGACAGUUCCUUUGGAGCAGUGGUUCUCAGGGGGCUUUCAGCAAUGUUGGAUGUCAGAACAUGGUGCUACUGGCAUCUAGCAGGCAGAGGUCAGGGAUGGUGCUAAACAUCCCUCACUCGCAGGCAGACACCCACCACGAAGUAUGUGAUGCCGAACGCCAGUGGUGCUGCAGGUGAAGUCAGCCCAGAGGAGUGAAGCAGUUCGCCCCAAGUCUCCCCCCAGCAAGCCAGCACUGAGGAGCCUCGUGCUGGGAGCUGAUGCUGGUGGUUCUCACUCUCAUGUGUGAAGACCGGAUGCCCAGGAGCCCUCGGUGACGGGAAUUCUCCAGCCACUCCACAGCCCUGUCUCUGCCCAGUGGAGACAGCCGCGGCUCAGGCACAAGGACAGAGACCCAGGACUGCGAGGUGCCUUGCCGGGGAAGAGGAGGAGAAACCCAUCGGCUGGGGCCUGCGUGUGGCCUGGGGGACGGGCCGUCGGUCUCGGAAUGCCCCUGCCCGAGCCCAGGGAGCAGGAGGGGGAGAGCGUGAGAGCCGCCCAGGAGCCGUCCCCCGAGUCCCCUGAGCCAGGCACAGAUGUGGUCCCUGCUGCCCCCACGAAGCCCAGAAAGUUCUCCAAACUGGUCCUGCUGGCAGCCUCCACUGAGAAUGGGGCUGGGGUGUACUCCCAGCCCAAAGGAGUAGACUGCAUUAUGUCCCUGGAGAUGUCUGGCCCUGACAUGCUGACCAGGCCCUCCCAGACCCUGCCAGUACAGGAGCAGGGAAAGGCAGUCCAGCCAAGCCCUCUGUGCCCCGGACAGAAAUGCAGCAAGCCAGACACAGCAGCCCCCAAGCCCCUGGAGUUCCUGAGGACCCCAUUUGGGGGCCGCCUCCUGGUGCUCGAGUGCUUCCUGUACAAGCAGGAGAAGGCCGUGGGGGAAAAAGUGUACUGGAAGUGCCGCGAGCACACUGAGCUGGGCUGCCGGGGCCGGGCCAUCACCUGCGGCCUGCGGGCCACCGUGAUGCGGGGCCACUGCCAUCCGCCCGACGAGGACGGCCUGGAGGCCCGGCGCCAGAGACAGAAGCUGUGUAGCGCAGCCCUGCCAGAAGGCUUGGGAGUUCCCACGAGCCCUGGGGUCCAAGUGCAGGAGCCGCUGGAGGGGGUGGGCCCCUGGCUGUGCCCAGAGGAGCCAGGGCCCACCCCAGGGCUGGUGCUGAGCAAGCCGGCCCCGGAAGAGGAGGAGGGCCUGCGAGGCCUGUCACUGCUCAGCUUGCCUCCCAAGAAACGCCCAACACUGGGCAUCGGAGAGCCCCCACCACUAGAGUUCCUGAGGACGUGCUACGGGGGCAGCUUCCUGGUGCACAAGUCCUUUCUGUACAAGCGGGAGAAGGCCAUGGGGGACAAGGUCUACUGGACGUGCCGGGACCACACGCUGCACGGCUGCCGCAGCCGGGCCGUCACUCAGGGCCAGCGGGUGACCGUGAUGCGCGGCCACAGCCACCUGCCCGACCUGGAGGGCCUGGAGGCCCGGCGGCAGCAGGAAAAAGCCAUGGAGAUGUUGCUCGCCAGGCCGGGCGGCCCCGGGAGCCAAGUGGACAAGCUGCGCAGAGGUGUGGACAGCCUGUUCUACCGCCGGGGGCCUGGUGCCCUGACUCUCACCAGGCCCCAGCCCAGAAAGCGAGAGAAGGUCAAAGAUCAGGGCCUUCCAGCCCAGCCCGAAGCCCUGCAGGAUGAGGACCUAGGAGGCCCUGAGUUCCUGAGGACCCCUCUGGGGGGCAGCUUCCUGGUGUACGAGUCCUUCCUGUACCGGCGGGAGAAGGCGGCAGGGGAGAAGGUGUACUGGACCUGCCGGGAUCAGGCCCGCAUGGGCUGCCGCAGCCGGGCCAUCACCCAGGGCCAGCGGGUGACCGUGAUGCGGAGCCACUGCCACCCGCCCGACAUGGGGGGCCUGGAGGCCCUGAGGCAGCGGGAGCGGCGCCCCAGCUCAGCCCAGCGGGGUAGCCCAGGAGGCCCUGAGUUCCUGAGGACCCCUCUGGGGGGCAGCUUCCUGGUGUACGAAUCCUUCCUGUACCGGCGGGAGAAGGCGGCGGGGGAGAAGGUGUACUGGACGUGCCGGGACCAGGCCCGCAUGGGCUGCCGCAGCCGGGCCAUCACCCAGGGCCAGCGGGUCAUGGUGAUGCGCAGGCACUGCCACCCGCCCGACCUGGGGGGCCUGGAGGCCCUGAGGCAGCGGGAGCAGCUCCCCAGCCCAGCCCAGAAGGAAGGCUCAGGACCCCUCCAGCCCCUGGAGUUCCUGAGAACUUCCUUGGGGGGCAGGUUCCUGGUGUACGAGUCCUUCCUCUACAGAAAGGAGAAGGCGGCGGGGGAGAAGGUGUACUGGAUGUGCCGGGACCAGGCCCGCAUGGGCUGCCGCAGCCGGGCCAUCUCCCAGGGCCAUCAGGUGACCGUGAUGCGCAGCCACUGUCACCCGCCCGACCUGGGGGGCCUGGAGGCCCUGAGGCAGCGGGAGCAGCGCCCCAGCCCGGCCCAGCAGGAGGACCCAGAAAGCCCAGGCCCAGAUGACUUCAUGCAUGUGACUUCUCCCAAGAGCUUCCAGGAGCAUUCGCGCCAGUCCGCAAGCUCUUCCCGACAACCAAAGAGGAGGGAGAUGACUUCAGGGCAGUGGAAAUGUGCUAAAAGUGAUUGUGGUGAUGGGGGCACAGCUCUGCAGAUGCACUAAACACCAUCCAAUUCCACACUUUACCUGGAUAAGCUGAGUGGAAAGUGAAAGAUACAAACCUUGACAGCAAAUCCCGUGAGGCCCACCUCCUCCUGGCUUGAACAGAGGAUCAAGGAUGCUCUGCAUCCACACAGGACCUGCUUAGAUUUUGCUUGACCAAAACUUUUCCAAAGCAUCGAUGGCCUUCACAUUUCCUCAAGGGGUCUCCCAGGUAGAAUACUUUAAUGGUUGGUGUCCUCAUUUGGCAAAGAAGAGCUCCGGGGCCAGUACCUUGAAGACCCACUUAAGGAAGAGCUGCAGCUUUUGACCAAGAUGCCUCUUCCUCUCCACCGCUCCCAGCCACAGACACCUCUCCAGUUCAGAGCAGGCGACUUUGCCCAGGGCUUUCUGGUUGGGUGUGGCUCUGCUUCUUCAGGCUGAGCUGCCCUGUGCACCUCCAUCUGCCCCAGGUGUUUUCUGGACAAAUGCCAGGUGGACCUUCAUGUUCCCUGCCCACUGGCUGCUGGGGCGUGGCCGUCCCUCAUGGUCACAGAGCCAGCCAAACCAGAGGCCCCACUACACUUUCUGUCUGACUUCCCUUCCUUUGCCAUUUUCCAUGUCCCUAUGUCCACAACCCUCACAGCCAGUGUCCUUCCUGUCAGUGGGAACCAGCCCAGAGGUCCACAGGAAUCUAUCUGGUCCUGGGCAGACACUACCUGGCUGAAAGGCCAGCGGCAUCCUGGGUCAGCCAUGUUUGUCUGAUGGUAGUGGAGGUGCAUCCCUUUCUCCUGUCCGUAGCAGAGACCUGGCUUAGCAGGUCUGAGGGGAAGCAGGCUGACGUCCCCCCAGGAUCUCCAGUGGCUGCUGCUAGCAAGGCCACAUCCCCGACACUGAGGUUCUUUGCCCCCUCCCUGUUAUUACAGAGGGAGCACACAGCAGCAGGCCCCCUCUCCUAGCAAACCUGCCACCAAGCUAUGAGACAGUGACAGCUCGGGGCCCCCACUGUCCCUCCACCUAUACAUUUCCCCCAGUAAACCCCAUUUUAUAUCACACCGUGUAGAGCUGAUGUGUCCACAUCCCCUUUGCAACAACAGUUGGUCACCGUGAAGCCAUGGACUUCAUGGGUCUCAGUGCCCCAUGGCCAGAGUGGUGGUAUUUGGCUGAGCACAUGCCUGGAGGAGACCCCCACCCACCCAGGGACAGUGCCGGGGCACCUAGCCCAGAUGUCAGCUGGGCCAAAAGCUGAUGGAGGUCCUCUGGAGGGGCUGCUGAGGAGUCUCCAAGCCUGCAGGGCUCCCGGCCCUCAUGUUGCUGUGAGAGGCCUUGAUUCUCCACUACUGCCUCUCACGCUGAGAUCUCCCUGACUCGUUUUCCUGAGCUGGGGCAAGCUUAGGGUGGAAAUGGUGCCAAGCAAAGGGCACCUUAGAGCCAAGACCCUGGCUGUCUUCCCAGGUAGGUGACUGGCUCGUCCACAGACCUGCCAGCUCCACGGAGCCCUCUCCCACCAGCCUUGCCAGCAGUCAAGAUGGUCCAGUGAUAUGAUGGCCUACCUCCAGGUAGGAGGCAGCUGUCUGCCAAAUGAACGACCCAUCAUGCUGAUGGCCCCUCAGCAGUGGACAGUGGAAAAAGCUCUGUUUCAGGCAAUGUUCUCGGGCAGACAGCAUGCUGCCCCGUGACAAUGAACUCUAUGGUCAAAGCCAAAGACACCGGACCCAAGACCCAUCUUCAUGUCACGGAUGCGCGCGCCCCCAGGAGGCAGCCACGUGCAGAGGAAGGCGCCUGGACUCAAAGGGACGGUCAAGCUUGCGCCACCACCGCAGCACGGGCCUGUGUGCCCAUCAGGAAGCGCUAAGCCGCAGUAGUGAUCGCCACCUGCAUGUCUGCGCCCCCGGGGGGCCUCUGCAAGGCCAGCGACUUCUCCAGUCCUGAGUCCCACGCCCGGCCACUUGGAUGGGCUCCGGGCACCUGGAAGUAUGGGUGCAGCACAAGGAGAAUGGUGGAAGGCACAGGCCUCUCCUGGAUGGCCCGCUGGCAGGGCCUGCACCUCUCCCUCUCCUCUGCUCCUGCUCUGACCUUACAGGCAGAUGAUGGCCCAAGUUGCCUGGGAUGAAGACUUCCAGAGGGACAUGAAUUUGGACACUGUUGUCACCUUGGGUGGCCUCACAGCAGCUCAGCCCCUGAACUCCAGAGGCAUCCACCUCCUAAGUUGUUCCUCAAUGAUUCCACAGCCACAGAGCUGUCCCCUGUCCUAUCCCCGACCCAGAGCAAAGUGCACAGGGGCAAGUGUCUCUCUUGGAAGCUGGCCCCUCAGCAGAUGGUGACAGAGCUGCAGGGCCAUGCGCUCCUUCUUCCCUGCUCCAGCUUUGCUGCCAGUCUCCCCCAAUAACCUUGUUUAUUAUGUCUACACCGGAUGGUACAGGUGGUGUGUCUCUGUGCCCCUUUGCCUGACAAUGAGCAGCAACGUCUCAGUUAUGAAAUUUAAAAUAAAAAGUUUGCAAAGAGAGCAGAAGUACCAACAAGGAACUCCAAUUUUUUUUAAAUGGGGAGCAGUGGCCCCAGGCCCUGUCCCUAAGGUUGUAAGGUAAACAACAACAAAAUGCUUCUCAAGGUUCCACUCCCCCUCUGGCCCCAGCCCAGCUUCCCAUUCUCAUGUCCUCCAUCAAACAGCUUCUGCAGGGUGACAUCAAGGCUUCUUGUCAUACUGACAUAGGUUGGGGCCCUAAUCCAGCAUAUUGGUGGCCUUAUUGAAAGGGGAAAUUUGAACAGGUAUGCACGAUUCAAACCAGAAAUUUGGAGAAUGGCAUGUAAAGAUGAAGGCAGAGAUGGUGUGACACUUCUACAAGCCAAGGGACAGUGAGGAUGGCAGCCGACAGGGCCAAAAGCUACUCAAAAGUCACCAGAGGAAUUUUCCCUCACAGCUCGCCUAAGGGACUGUUCCUGCUGACAUCUGGAUCUCAGACUUCUACCCUCCAGGCUGUGAGACAAUACAUUUCUCCUGUUUAA
Messenger RNA from Manis javanica (Malayan pangolin), 6009 nucleotides. RefSeq names its product FLYWCH-type zinc finger 1 (gene FLYWCH1). Lineage: Eukaryota; Metazoa; Chordata; Mammalia; Pholidota; Manidae. The record is from RefSeq and is a predicted model, not a curated record.